Messenger RNA from Oncorhynchus gorbuscha (pink salmon), 2692 nucleotides. RefSeq names its product kynurenine aminotransferase 1 (gene kyat1). The record is from RefSeq and is a predicted model, not a curated record. Bases 140 to 1396 code for a protein of 418 amino acids. NCBI's taxonomy places the organism in Eukaryota, Metazoa, Chordata, Actinopteri, Salmoniformes, Salmonidae. The transcript is spliced from 12 exons. Gene Ontology annotation, cellular component: mitochondrion; cytoplasm. Gene Ontology annotation, molecular function: pyridoxal phosphate binding; L-kynurenine:2-oxoglutarate transaminase activity. Gene Ontology annotation, biological process: biosynthetic process.
GAAGUUAUAAUCAAAACGGGGGGGGGGUCAAGGUUUACCCCAGCUGAAGGAGUGCAGUCGGCACACUAGCACAACAUCAGCGAAUUGACACGAACGUAUAGCUCGAAUUUGCAAACGUUGAUUCUGUUACAAGUUAAUCAUGGCACGCCAGCUACAUGCUCGCAGAAUCGAGGGAAUUGACAAAAAUACAUGGGUUGAAUUUACACAGCUGGCUGCUGACUACAAGGUGGUGAAUCUAGGCCAGGGCUUUCCUGACUUCUCCCCACCAAGCUACAUCCAAGAGGCCCUCUGCAAAGCAGUCAACGGAGGAUGUUCAAUGCAUCAGUACACACAUGCUUUCGGCCAUCCCCCUCUUGUGUCGAUCCUGGCUAAGUUCUUUGGUAGAGUCGUGGGACAUGAGAUUAAUGCUUUCGAGGACAUCCUGGUCACUGUCGGAGCCUACCAGGCUCUCUUCUGCACCUUUCAAGCCCUGGUCGAUGAAGAAGAUGAGGUCAUCAUUAUUGAGCCUUUUUUCGACUGCUAUCAGCCAAUGGUGAAGAUGGCAGGAGGAAAAGGUGUCUAUGUGCCACUGAGGCCUAGAGUGGAGGGGGGCAAGGCCCUGACUAGUGCAGACUGGGUCCUAUCUUCUGAGGAGUUGGCCAGUAAAUUCAACCCACGCACCAAAGCCAUCGUCAUCAACACUCCCAACAAUCCAUUAGGCAAGGUGUAUAAGAGGGAGGAGCUCCAAGUGAUUGCUGACCUGUGUAUAAAGCACGAUGUGGUGUGUAUCAGUGACGAGGUGUACGAGUGGCUGACUUAUGACGGUGCCAAGCACGUGAAGAUAGCCAGUCUUCCUGGGAUGUGGGAGCGGACUGUCACGAUAGGAAGCGGAGGAAAGAGCUUCAGUGCUACAGGGUGGAAGGUUGGCUGGGCUAUUGGAGCAGGGCCCAUUGUAAAGCACCUGAAGACCGUCCAUCAGAACUCUGUGUACCACUGUGCCACGGCCGCUCAGGAGGCGGUGGCCCAAGGUUUCCAGAGAGAGUACGAGCUCUUUGGGACGCCAGAGAGUUACUUCCUGCAGCUGCCUGAGAUGCUGAAUCAGAAGAGGAAGAAGCUGGCGACCUGUCUGGAGAGUGUUGGCCUGCAGCCCAUUCUGCCCGAGGGAGGCUACUUCAUGAUAUCAGACAUCUCCUCUCUCAAGGUUGACUUGAAUGAUCCAAGCACUCAGGAUGAACCUCAUGACUACAGAUUUGCCAAGUGGCUCAUUAAAGAGAAGGGUUUGGCCACUAUCCCUGUCUCUGUUUUCUACAGCCCUGAGCACCGCAAGGACUUCCAAAACUACAUUCGGUUCUGCUUCGUCAAGGAGGACUCGACAUUGAACGCUGCUGAGGAUAUCCUAAGAAAGUGGAGUGACUGAAAAUGAAGGCGGCACAGACAACCCUUCCUGUUUUGCCUUUAUCCACCCUAGCUCAACUUAAGUCUGCUCCGUUGAACCGAGCCAUAUUCAACACCUCUGGAUUUGUUUACACUAUGUAGUACUGUAGGAAUAGACCUCCAUAGGAUAUUUUCCUUUGUCAACGUACACUGAGUGUCCUGAACAUCUUCCUAAUAUUGAUUCGCACACCUUUUUGCCCUCAGAACAGCCUCAAUUUGUUGUGGCAUGGACUCUUAUCCAAAGCGUUCCACAGGGAUGCCGGCCCAUGUUGACUCCAAUGCUUCCCACAGUUGUCAAUUUGGCUGGAUGGCUGUCAGGUGGUGGACCAUUCUCGAUACAUAUGGGAAACUGUUGAGCGUGAAAAACCCAGCAGCGUUGCAGUUCUUGACACAAACCGGUUCUCCUGGCACCUACUUCCAUAACCGAUUGAGGCACUUAAACAUUUAGUCUUGCCCAUUAACCCUCUGAAUGGCACACAUUCACAAUCCAUGUCUCAAUUGUCUCAACUUAAUAAUUGUUCUUUAAACUGUCCUCCACUUCAUCUACACUGAUUUUUGAAGUGGAUGGCCCAUAGCUUUCACCUGGAUUCAGCUGGUCAGUCUGUCAUGGAAAGAGCAGAUGUUCCUAAUGUUUUGGAUACUGUGUAUAUCUACAAUGUCAUGAAGACAUAUGUCGGCGUAGUCAGUCACACCCAGUUCUGAUUGUUCUAGUUGGCUGUUAUUUAUUUAUUUUUUUCAAAUCUGUCCUGCUACGGCAGUAAUCAACCACUUAGAGUAAUCAUCCGUCCUGCAUGGAUGUGAUCACCAUCCAGAGUGCACUAUAAUUUUAUCACAUUACUGUUGAUUUGAAUAUUUUUGUUUAACUGCUCUGAAUGACAUUAAUGCACAUUUAAAAAUGAGACCAAGGGAAAGAUGCGCAUUGAAUUUGCUGUCUUUGGUAGACAUCACUGUAUUUGAUGCUGUAAGGUUCUAAUUCUGAGUCUCCCCUUAUCAAUGCCUGCCACAUGUAAUCGCUUCCCUGCACUCAACACAUUUCAAGCUUAGUUGCACACAUUAUAUACCUUCCUCCUAUAACCAUUCACUUCUGUUGUAGAUCCUCUCUCAGUAACAUGAAGUAGAUUUCAUAUUCUCAGAACCCAACAAUGUCCUUCAAUCUUUUAGUGAUUUUUGUUGUUGUUGUAUUAUCAACUGGUGGUCUACUCCUCAGAAAUUGUCCCAAAGUGUGCUUAUUUGCAUAAAACUAUGCUGAUCUUGUAAAAAUAAAGAGUUUUGAAGCGGC